Messenger RNA from Penicillium cosmopolitanum, 2316 nucleotides. Its product is annotated as NAD(P)/FAD-dependent oxidoreductase. The transcript has 7 exons. Gene Ontology annotation, cellular component: cytoplasm. Bases 1 to 2316 code for a protein of 771 amino acids. NCBI's taxonomy places the organism in Eukaryota, Fungi, Ascomycota, Eurotiomycetes, Eurotiales, Aspergillaceae. Gene Ontology annotation, molecular function: oxidoreductase activity. The record is from RefSeq and is a predicted model, not a curated record.
AUGCCAGAUAAACAUAUUCCUGUCCCAAACGGGAUGCUCCCCUUCUGGAGGACGGAGCCCCACGUCCUGGAUAACCAUCGCUCGACUGAGAAUCUCCCCGAUAAAUGCGAUAUUGUCAUUGUUGGGGCAGGGUAUGCCGGGGCUUCUAUCGCCCAUCAUAUUUUACGCCAAGUCAAGCCCGGCUCAAAGGCGCCUUCUAUUACGAUUUUGGAAGCCCGGCAAGCUUGCUCUGGGGCUACUGCUCGGAACGGUGGACAUGUCAAACCUGACAUUUACAAUUUUGUCUCAACUCUCGCCACAGAAUAUGGUUUUGACGCAGCAGCUGAAGUUGCAGACUUCGAGGCAAAACAUGUUUAUGCGAUUAAGGAGUUUGUUGAGAAGGAGAAGGUCGAUUGUGACUACACCGUAACCAAAGCGAUUGACGUGCAAUUGGACCCAAACCACUAUAAGAAGUUGAAAAAAGGAUUCCAGGAGCUCGUGACCAAGGGAUGCGCUGCGACAAAGUUGGGCCAGUAUGUUGAUGCUGAGAAUGCAGAAGCAUUCUCCGGUGUUAAGGGUGCGCUUGGGUGUUUCUCGUAUGACUCGGGGCAUAUCUGGGCCUAUAAGUUUGUCUUGCACCUGCUUGAGAAAGUUGUGUCCCAAGGAGUGAAUCUGCAAACACACACCCCCGUGGCGAAGAUCACCAAGUCGAAUGUCUCUGCAUCGACCCACUCAUGGGUAGUUGAUACUCAGCGGGGAUCCGUUACUGCAAGAACUGUCGUGAUGGCAACCAAUGCCUAUACCUCUACUCUUGUUCCUAAAUACCAGGGCAAGAUUGUUCCGAGCACCUACACUCUUCGCUGGGGUGGUUGGGAGUAUGACUAUUUAAUUCCUCGAGGAGACGGAUCGAUUGUGGUCGGUGGUGCUCGGAAGGCAUUUAUUCACGAUCUAAAUAGCUGGUAUAACGUGAGCGAUGACAGUUACGUGCUGGAGCCUGCUGUUCGCUAUUGGGAUGGGUACAUGCAACGCAAUUUUGCCGGAUGGGAAGAUAGUAAUGCCUAUACCGAUCGAGUAUGGACCGGAAUAAUGGGAUAUUCUUCAGAUGGAUUACCCCAUGUCGGAACAGUGCCGGGAGAGCAAAAUCAGUAUAUUCUAGCUGGGUUUACGGGACACGGCAUGCCGCAAAUUUUCUUAGCCGCGGAAGGGCUAGCCAAGAUGAUCAUGAAAGGGGUGGCUUUUGAGGAGACGGGACUUCCUCAGCUGUUCAAAACAAGCCAGGCACGAUUGAAUGACUCGAAAAGCAAGAUAUUCGAACAGACGCCAAACUCGGUUAACAGGGUAAAGACGUCCCGAGUUAUCGUUCUGCGGCUCUUCACCCGGAGUCUGGAUAGUAAGAUUAAAUGCAGAGACGGCAUCACCAUUGCCCAUAACAUCGCGAAUAGGAUAGAAAUCGCCCGCAGUCAAGCUGACGGUGCCGCAGGAAACCGGGUUGUUGUAGUUGCCACCAGCAGAAGCAACAUUCAAGGCCGGGGCAUCAGGAUCGGGAUUUCCAUUACCACAAUCGAAUGCAAGGCCGUCGCCAAGGUAGAAGUAGUCCGCAUUAUCGACCGAAACGCAGAAUGUAUACUCUCCUGUUGUAGGGGCGCGGUAGAAGCCUUGGUAAACGAGAGUGUAAUUAUUGGCGUUGACGACAAUGCCGCCGUUCACUUCACGGGUAUACCCGACGAAGUACUGCACACCGGGGUUGUUGGGAUCGGGGUAGAUGACUUCGAAACCCUUGUCUUGGAUAACGUUGGUAUAAUCCUGUGGGAUUCGAUGUUCAAUCCCGAGGGCGGGCAGUCAGGCUUAACGGGGCAUGAAGUUGGUGGUGGGACUUCAGUGGUGACAAUUGUCGCUGUACCACAGGUUGAAGAUGCUGGGAUGGUGAUUUCGCCUGUUGCAGGCCCCGUGGUAGUGAUGAUGGUGGUCUCAUCGGUGCAGGUUGUCACGAUCACAGUGUCGGUUCCGCAAGAUGUAGAAGCCGGCACAGUGGUUAUACCUGGAGGCGACCCUGAAACAGUGAUUCUGACCGUGGCAUCAGUGCAGGGAGUCGUGGUGGUGGUGGACGUAGUAGACGUAGUAGUAGUGGUUGUUGUUGUUGUAGUCGUCGUGCUACUCGAAGUAGUACUGGAAGUACUCGAAGUUGUCGAAGUGCUCGAUGUAGUGGGAGCACUUGAGGUAGUCGAUGUACUUGAAGUAGUUGGCACGCUCGAGGUAGUCGACGAAGUUGAACAAGAUGUCGAAGUCGGAGUAGCUGUCGUGGUCGUAGUCGAGCAAGAAGUAGACGUCCAGUCAUGA